UUAAGAUUUUUUUGAUGUGACAUGGAUUAAAGUUUAGCUCCUGGAACCAAACAACCCCUUACUAGCCAAAUAACUUGAGCAGCUCGAAACUAGAGGUGCAAAUUUGUGACUCUUAGAUGUACUUUCAAUCAUCUUUAGUUCAAAUAUUUAUACUAUUUUUUAAAAACAUGAUCUUAUUUUGAGAAGCACCGGAGAUUGAAGGCGCACAUAAGGAACACCAAUUUACACCCAUAACCCUGGACCUUAAAUGCUACACUUUCUCGACAGCCAAACAAAAUCAGGGGAUUGAGUUGGUUCCGUUUGCAUUUAUAGAAAUCUAUUUGUAACCGAAUAAACUGAUAAAACUGAAUCCCCAUUUCCACUUGCACGUCGAGUGAGUUUGAACUUUGAACCCCUAGGAACCCCACCAAUUUCAGCAACCACUGUUGCGAGACGUCGCUGUGUUGAGACGUGGCCCACUGCUCGACCAGCUCGUGGUAAACGAGUGAAAUUAUUAAUUGUGCCCCAGCCUCCAAGCUCCAGUCGCUGGAGGUGGGCCAUCCCCCGAGAAGUACGGACCAGCCGCUGACAAACGGGGCCCGCUAGACCGGAAGGCUCGCACGCCACAGAUCGGAUCGCAACAGUUCAAGUGCUCAACCAACCCACAGGCUCGCCAUACAGAAGUUCACACACACAGCCGCGCAGUGCGUGCCUCGUUGUGUCCGCCUCGAAUCCGGCGGCGGCGGCAGGGGAGAUGGAGGCGGCGGCGGCGGGCGGAGGGGGCGGGAGGUGGUGCGUGGUGACUGGCGGCCGCGGCUUCGCGGCCAGGCACCUGGUGACGAUGCUGCUCCGCUCCGGCGAGUGGCGGGUGCGCGUGGCCGACCUGGCCCCCGCCAUCGCGCUCGACCGCGACGAAGAGGAGGGGCACCUGGGCGCCGCGCUCCGCGAAGGCCAGGCCGCCUACGUCUCCGCGGACCUCCGCGAUAAGGCCCAGGUCGCCAGAGCUUUUGAAGGGGCCGAAGUAGUUUUCCAUAUGGCUGCUCCAGAUUCAUCCAUCAACAACUUCCAUCUUCAUUAUUCAGUCAACGUCGAGGGAACAAAAAAUGUUAUUGAUGCUUGUAUCCGUUGCAAGGUGAAGAGACUCAUCUACACUAGUUCACCGAGUGUUGUAUUUGAUGGAGUUCAUGGAAUUUUUAAUGCAGAUGAAUCAAUGCCUUACCCAGAUAAGUUUAAUGAUUCAUAUUCAGAAACGAAGGCAGAUGGAGAAAAACUGGUGAUGAAGGCUAAUGGUAGGGAAGGGCUUCUUACUUGCUGUAUACGCCCAAGUAGCAUUUUUGGCCCUGGCGAUAAGCUACUGGUUCCAUCUCUGGUUGCUGCUGCAAGGGCAGGGAAAUCCAAAUACAUUAUUGGUGAUGGGAAUAACUACUAUGAUUUCACCUAUGUGGAAAAUGUGGCAUAUGGCCAUGUUUGUGCAGAGAAAACUUUAUCAUCUGAAGAUGGUGCAAAGAUAGCCGCUGGAAAAACCUAUUUCAUAACAAAUAUGGAGCCCAUCAAAUUCUGGGAGUUCAUGUCAUUGAUUUUAGAAGGUCUUGGAUAUGAAAGGCCUUCAAUAAAAAUACCUGUCUCUGUUAUGAUGCCAGUGGCUCAUGUUGUAGAAUGGACUUACAAGAAGUUUGCCAAGUAUGGAAUGAAAGUUCCUCAGCUGACCCCUUCAAGGAUUAGGCUGCUCUCAUGUAACAGGACAUUCAGCUGCUCAAGAGCAAAGGACCAGCUUGGUUAUGAGCCCCUCGUGCCCCUUAAGGAAGGACUGAAGAGAACCGUAGAAUCAUACCCCCAUCUACGAGCUCAGAAUCAGAGAAGCAUAUCAAAGGCGUCAGUUUUCCUUGGGAAUGGAAAUUUGGCAAAAACAUUACUUUGGGAAGAUACAAAGCAAACAGUGACGGUGCUACUACUAUUGGCUGUUAUCUAUUACCACUUGUUUACAUGUGGUUACACCUUCAUCACAGCUAUGGCAAAGCUUUUGUCACUGACUGCAUUGUUUUUAUUCAUUCAUGGCAUGCUGCCAGCAAAUGUAUUUGGCCAUAAGAUUGAGAAACUUGAGGCCUCAAAUUUUCACAUCACAGAGGUGGAGGCCCAUCAUGUAGCUCAUUCCAUCAGCUCAUCAUGGAACUCUUUAGUCGGUGCUCUAAGAUCUCUUUGCAGAGGAAAUGAUUGGCCACUGUUUUUCAAGGUUGCAUUAUCUCUGUUGGUUAUCAGCAUUCUUAGUUCAAUGUCGUCUCCGGCUGCCUUCAAAAUAGGUACUGCUCUGGUUUUCACUGGCUUCAAAGCAUAUGAGAAAUGGGAGGACACCAUCGACAGUAUGGUUGGCGACGCGUGCUCUAUUCUUACGCACAUUGGUUCGAAUAAGAAAUCUUCAAGCCAGGAACAAAUGUAGAUGUGGAUCUUGCAAACGAUCAGUUGCUUCAUUUAGUGCUAUUAUCUUGCUGUUUAUUGUUUUUGUACGCCUGGAAUUUGUCUGCAUUCUUUUAUUGACGUAACAGAAUUGCCUAGCGGCUGAUAAGGAAUAGGUAGUUGUCUAGUUGAUGUAUGGUAUGAAACUGUAUGCUUUCUCCCGCUCUUGAGAGGUUCUCUUCUCAUUUAUGUUGGCUGACAGAUAAGUUCAUCUUGCAAUAAGUUUGCUGAAUGGCAGAAUGGGUGCAUGCUUGAAUAAGUA
Molecule: messenger RNA, 2692 nt
Organism: Panicum virgatum (switchgrass)
Lineage: Eukaryota; Viridiplantae; Streptophyta; Magnoliopsida; Poales; Poaceae
Product: 3beta-hydroxysteroid-dehydrogenase/decarboxylase-like
Exons: 12
Coding region: 734-2413 (559 amino acids)
Biological process (GO): steroid biosynthetic process
Molecular function (GO): 3-beta-hydroxy-Delta5-steroid dehydrogenase (NAD+) activity
Source: RefSeq, a predicted model, not a curated record